GUGAAGUUCUAUGAAUUCGGAAGCAAUUUCGGAUUCAUUGCACCUGGACGUAUAUAAUACGCCUUCUUUUAAUUUGUUUUGAUGUUCUCCUUCUUCUUCGGUGAUUUUCUUUUCUUUGAUAUCAUAAUCGAACUUUUCAGAGAAAAAAAAAAAAAUCAAACUUUUUUCAGAAACAUGAGGACCAUCUAGUGUGGAGAUCGAACAAAAAGCGAAGAAACUUAGGAUAUAUAUGAGGUGGAAGUGGAAGAGGGACCUCUUUUGUCUAGGUGCAAUCGAAUGAUCAUCCACUAUCAACGGCUAAUUUGCUUGGGAAGCAUAUUAAGGAAGGUGAGGAAAAUUAGCCUAUGGGCUGCCUAAGAUUCUGACAGUGGUUUACGUCAAAAUGGGGGCCAAUGAGACUACAACUACACCUUUCAAUCGCUGGCUGUGAUAGACUGGAAUUGCGUUUUGCAUACCCUUUAUUAACUUCCAAAUUGUUAAGCAGAGCACCACUUGAAGGGGGAUCUUUCAGUUGAAGAAUCAACCCCUCCGAUCCCUGAGAAAGGAAAAAAGAAAUUUUUUGAGAUAGGAAAAAGAAAAUAGAAAGGGGGGAACUGUGAGAUAUAAAGGUGGACGUGCUUCUAAUUUUUUUGCUGCUGCCAUGUGUGUUUGAAAGUCAAUACCUUCCCAAUCAGCAUAGUUUAAUCGGUAAGCACUACAAUUAUGGAAGACUUGAUUACUGGCUUACAUCAAUCACAAGGGUACUAAAACAUUCCAUGUGUCGGCUGCCUGCGAUUAGCAAUUGCGUUUCACAUUGCUGCUUAUCUUGUAUAUGACAUGUGAGCUAAUUUUGUUUGCCUCUAAUGGGUCAUUCAACUGAUGAGAAACUUGAAAAAAAAGAGAUGGAUACCAGAAGUCUAUCAUCCUCACGCCAUCCAUCACUGAACAUUCACAAGGUGGGAGUUCCCCCCAAGCAAAAUCUCUUCAAGGAAUUCAAAGCUACUGUGAAAGAAACACUCUUUUCAGAUGAUCCUUUACGUCCCUUUAAGGAUCAAUCUGGGUCUCGCAAAUUCAUUUUAGGCAUCCAGGCCAUUUUCCCCAUAUUUGAGUGGGGUAGAAGGUACAACCUAACCAAAUUCAGAGGGGAUCUUAUUGCAGGACUCACUAUUGCAAGUCUCUGCAUUCCUCAGGACAUUGGAUACGCAAAGCUUGCAAAUUUGGCUCCACAAUAUGGAUUGUAUUCCAGCUUUGUUCCACCAUUGAUUUAUGCCUUCAUGGGUAGUUCAAGAGACAUAGCCAUAGGACCUGUGGCCGUGGUCUCUCUCUUGCUGGGAACCCUACUUCAAAAUGAGAUCGACCCCACUACAAAUCCUACAGAGUAUCGGCGGCUUGCAUUCACAGCUACAUUUUUUGCUGGAAUCACUCAAGCCACCCUAGGGUUCUUCAGGUUGGGUUUCUUGAUUGACUUCCUAUCCCAUGCUGCCAUUGUCGGUUUUAUGGGUGGAGCUGCCAUCACUAUUGCACUCCAACAGCUUAAAGGUUUUCUUGGAAUAAAAAAGUUCACAAAGAAAACUGAUAUUAUCUCUGUAAUGCACUCAGUAUGGGGCUCAGUCAAUCAUGGAUGGAACUGGCAGACUAUACUUAUUGGAGCAACCUUUUUAAGUUUUCUGCUGUUUGCUAAAUUCAUGGGAAAAAGGAACAAGAAGCUCUUCUGGUUACCUGCAAUUGCCCCAUUGAUAUCUGUUGUUCUGUCCACCUUUUUUGUGUAUAUAACCCAUGCAGAAAAGAAUGGUGUUGAAAUUGUGAAACAUAUAGAGAAAGGAAUUAAUCCCUCGUCGGUUAAUGAGAUAUAUUUCCAUGGUGAAUAUCUUGGCAAAGGUUUUAGGAUUGGGAUGGUGGCUGGUAUGAUAGCAUUGACGGAAGCCAUAGCAAUUGGAAGAACAUUUGCUUCCAUGAAAGACUAUCAACUUGAUGGAAACAAAGAAAUGGUGGCACUAGGAGCAAUGAAUAUUGUUGGUUCAAUGACUUCCUGCUAUGUUGCGACAGGUUCGUUCUCACGGUCAGCUGUGAAUUACAUGGCUGGCUGCCAAACUGCAGUCUCCAACAUUGUGAUGUCCUGCGUCGUAAUCCUAACCUUGGAAUUCAUCACACCUCUUUUCAAGUACACACCAAAUGCCAUUCUCUCUGCCAUCAUCAUAUCAGCUGUGAUCAACCUAAUUGACUUCCAAGCAGCAGUCCUGAUAUGGAAGAUUGAUAAAUUUGAUUUUGUUGCUUGUUUGGGAGCCUUCUUUGGAGUAAUUUUUUCCUCUGUUGAGAUAGGCCUCUUAAUUGCGGUCUCAAUAUCCUUCGCUAAAAUCCUAUUACAAGUUACCAGGCCAAGGACUGCAAUUCUUGGGAAGAUUCCUAGGACUGCUGUGUACAGAAAUAUCCAACAAUAUCCAGAUGCAACUAAAGUUCCAGGUGUUCUGAUUGUGAGAAUUGAUUCAGCAAUUUACUUUUCCAACUCCAAUUAUGUUAAGGAGAGGAUAUUAAGGUGGUUGACAAAUGAGGAAGAACAAAAGAAAGCGGACUACCAACCAAGAAUCCAAAUUUUGAUAGUUGAGAUGUCACCUGUUACAGACAUUGACACCAGUGGCAUUCAUGCCUUGGAAGAACUAUAUAGGAGUCUCCAGAAGAGAGACGUUCAGCUCAUUCUGGCGAAUCCUGGGCCAGUGGUGAUUGACAAGCUCCACGCUUCCAACUUUACAAACGUGAUUGGCGAGGACAAAAUCUUCCUCACAGUUGCAGACGCUGUCUCCUCCUGUUCUCCAAAGUUGGUUGAAGAAGCUUGAUAAAGAAGGAAUGACAGCAUAAGAUGAUGAGAAGCAGGAGCAUACCUAGGUGUUGGAGUUGAAAGCUUUGGAAAACAGGUCUGGUUGAGUCGUGGUGGGUGGUGACUAGGCCAUCAUAAAAGUGGUUAAGUGGACUCUGAGAUCCUAAUCCAGUGAAAAAAAGAAAAGAAAAGCAAAGAAAAAGGUGCACAAUUUGUGCACUCAAAAAGCGAUGAGGUUGUUUAAUUUACAGAAAGGUCCAUAUAAAUGUAACUAAUUUAGAAGGAAUUUUGUUUUCUUCCA
Messenger RNA from Juglans microcarpa x Juglans regia, 3092 nucleotides. RefSeq names its product sulfate transporter 1.3. Bases 843 to 2810 code for a protein of 655 amino acids. The transcript has 16 exons. Gene Ontology annotation, cellular component: membrane. Gene Ontology annotation, biological process: transmembrane transport. The record is from RefSeq and is a predicted model, not a curated record. Gene Ontology annotation, molecular function: secondary active sulfate transmembrane transporter activity. Lineage: Eukaryota; Viridiplantae; Streptophyta; Magnoliopsida; Fagales; Juglandaceae.